ACCACCAGCACGUAGGCCACACAGAGGCAGACUAUGGUGGUCACGACCACAGGGCUGUCCGCGAAGGUGGCAAAGAGCUCAGCGGUCUGGCGGACGUCCACGGCAUUGGGCAUGACCAGGAGCGUACUUCCACAGAAGGGUCCACAACGAGGUGGUAAGGUAGGAGGCAACAGAAAAUACUGGCAUGCGGAAAGUUCUGUGCCCAGCACCUGGUGAGGAAGAGCCUGCAGCAGCCCAAACAUCCCAGCAGUUUUAAGCUGGUCACAUCCCCCAGGAAGCAGCUCAAGAAACUGGCCCAGUGGUGGGACUACCUGGAACAGCCGUUGACAGGAGUUGAAAAAGAAGACAGAAGCACCUCCUGACUUCUGAGAGCACCCCAAGUCUACCUCGAUAUCCUCCGACAAAUUCUUCACAGGGAUGAGCUGUCCACUAGGGCUGGUCAGAGGGAGGCCACCAACAGUUCCGCUGACACCGAAGUGACUUCGCGCUGGGAAUGGGUUCUUUGGGAAACUCUUCAUCUGAAACCAGGAACAAAGAGUGUCAGCCAAGGGCCCCGAAGACCGGAAGGCACCCUACCAUCCUCCAUGGAGCCAAGGGAGGGGGCAGCGGGCAGGGUGAAGGUCGCAGAGCUGGCAGCAGCAACGUGCACAGGGGAGCUUCGCUAACUCCGGGGCUGCAUUCUUUCCACAAGCUCUUCCCCAUCCUUGGUCGCCAUCCUGAAGGCUGCUUUCAUGGAGAUGUCACUGGCUGCUGAGCCUCUGGCUCAUGGAUUCACUCAGCGGGAGACGAGAGGGCAGGAGGAGAGAGAGCUGGAAGCUUUGCUCCCAGCACCCUCCCUGCCGGGGUUGCCUGCCUCAUCCUUCAAAGCCACCACUCCUACCGGGGAGCCCCCUCCACGCGUAGCUGCCCCUUGAGGAUGCUGGUCACUUCAAGGACUCUGGUGUUUCAUGAGAAGACCUUGCGUCAGGCUGUGCAGUCUGUGUGCUUAGGACCCCAGGGCAUCCAAAGGGAAGUUUGCUCUCCCAGAGAGAGACAGGCACCUAUUCUUGGAGAGGAUGAGCCCAGGAGCUGAGGGGAGAGCUAGUCCCAAGCCGGUACCUGACUCCAGGCAGAAGCAGUACUCCAGGAGCCCCAGGGCGGCGGAAGCGUUGCAGAAGAUGGCAAAGCUCAUCAGAACAGUGCCCUCCUCUGGGGCAGUGGUACAGGUGGGCAGUGGGAGCUGAUCACGUAGGCGUGCCGGGUCACUGCUGGGGAGAGGAGACGGAGGGUGCUUAGGGGGUUGUGUGAGGCGCACAAACUCCGCCAUGGUUCACGAUCUCCUGGGAGCUUGUUCAACAUGCAGGCUCCCAGGCCCCUCUCCAGGGCCUCAGACCUCUCUGUAGAUUCUGGGGUGGGGCCCAGAAAUCUGCAUAUCUAACAACUCCCACACCCACCCCCUCACCCCCUUGGUGCAGGGCAUUCCAGGGUCUCUGAGAAACUGGGCAGAGAUAGAAUCCCAGUCCUGCCAUUUACUAUCCAUGUGACCUUGGCUUUCACCUUUUUAAGAAUCAGUUUCUCAUCUGUAAAAUGGGGCUAAUAAUAUUAGCUUCCUCCCAGAGCUUUAGUGAGGAGGGAGUAUAUCGGGAAACAAGACUUGCUCAAGAGACCGAGUUAGGACGGGCCACAGCCAGGAUCUGGAAACACUCAGAACUCCCCCCAAACCAUGGGCACCAUGAAGAGCCCCCAGCUAAGCUGCGCCAAUACCCCACACCACCUGUUAUAAUCACCUGGUUUUUCAAAAGGAGUGCACACCUGGAAGAGCUGGGCAUAGAGAAUUUUAAUCAGUUAAAAUGAAUUCCCUGGCCUACACUUAAUUCAGAAGGUUUGGGGUGAACCCAGGAGUGUGCCUUUUAAACUAGUACCCCAGGUUAUCCUGGGCAGGUGGUCUAUGGGCCACUUUGAGAAAUACUGAAUCAAAGGAAUGCAUCUGAAAAAGAAUAAUCACCCCAUUAUUUAUCUUUUUGAGAGUCUACUUUUCCUGCUGCUCUGGGCUUGUUUUAAGUGAGAAGCACUGAAUCACCUGGCAGGACGUGCAGGCUGCACACCCCACUGCUUUUACCACUGGUGGUGUGUCAUCCACCCUGCAUCACAGAGUUCAGAGACGGGUGUUUCUGUUCUGCCGUUUGCAUGAGAGGAAAUUGAGGCACAGAGACCUUGAAUCCGAUGCCUGAAGUCUUCCAGUUAGAACGUGGCGGUGGUGGGAUUCACACCAGAGCCUGUGUAUGGCCCCCGGCCUGCACUGAUGUCCCCUGUUUCAGCGCUCCUGGGUUUGUCUUGCUCACUGUCAGCAAGAGACAGGAUCUGUGACAUGAGACUGAAGGAGGCCUUCCCACCUCUGACUCUGGUUCCGGUGGCCUGGCUGCUGGUCCUCAGGAAGGAGCUGUUCAGCAGCAGGGUGGAGGUGUCGCUCUGAAGGAGGAUUAAAGAACGCGGCCAGAGUCCUCGGAGUCUGCAGGCCGCUGGGAGGGGCUCGGCCUGAAAGAGAGCACAGCCCAGGGCCCCUGAGGCUGCAGCCAGCCUGCAGGACUCAGCAGGGCAGUGGCUUCUGACCCUGGGAGGCCUUUCGGAUUUGUCUCCAAUGGAGGGACGGCAGUAUCACCUGCUUUCCUGAGGUCAGCCCAAAUAGCUCAUCUCCAGCCGCGUUAGAGUGUUUGUCCUUGGCCAGGUUCCCUGGAAGCAGAGUCUGAGACAAGGAUUUGUGUGCAGGGCACUUAUGAGGGAGGGCUCUCAGGCAAAACCAGGAGGGCAGGGAGGGAAGCCGAAUGGGGUGGAGAAUGAAACAAGGCAAAGAAGUGGUUUCGGGAGGCAUCCAGCUUCAUUCAGCCUGAUCCCAUGGGGAGCUCUGGAGCAUAAGCUGCACCACAGAAAUUGUCUCACUCAGAGCCCGGGGGGCUAGGCCGUUAGAGCCCACAGUUGUUGGCCAGCAGCCGCCCCAUCGCAGCUGGGGGAUGCCUGCAUCAGCCUGGUAAGGAUGGGCUGGGCACCCACAGCAUCUCCUGCGAUGUUUCCCUGUUGUUUCUGCUCCGCUGCAUCCGUUCUGUCUUCUGACCAAUGCUCCCCAGCCCCCGACUCCUACUCCUCGGGCUCUGAGUGCAGUUGACCAACCCCCAGCUCAGUCCUGGCAUGUGACUCAGGUCUGGUCAAUCAAAGUGGGAAGACGUUUCUGUUUUUGAGCGGCUGCCAGUGUCCUCGCCUUCUCCAGCAGGGUGUCAUCUAAAUACCAGCUGAACACGGCUGCUGCAGACUUGUCCCCCACGGUGACCUUGAGCAUAACGCCCCUGCUGGCAUUCACUGGCCUGCAGUUCUCCUCACAGCUGAAAGGGAGACAGAGAAUGGAGCAGGGAUGCUCCCUCAGACGUUGUGGCCGCCCGCCUGGUCUUUUGUCCAGUUCUUCUCAAGUCCUUUGAGAAGGUAGGAAAUGGCUUUGUCAAGUGAAAGAUGGAAUAAAAACAACUUCUGCCCCAACCAAAACCAGGUAACGAAGAUGAAGCGAUUCGUUCCUGCCUGAAUUCCCAUUUCAUUCACUGCACAGGAGAAUGACACGGAAAGUGCGUGAGGCUGAGAGAGGACCCUAGACUCCAAUCCCGCCCCUGCCACUUGUGAAUGACCGCUUUGCACAAGUCACUUAACCUCUCUGAGCCUCAGUUUCCUCACCUGUAAAGUGAGGGGAUAAGAGCAGUCAAUUUCCAUGAUUCUUUCUAGUGCUAAUAAUGAUCAGUGAAUCCUGUGAUUUUACAGCACACAUGCCACAUCCCAUUGUUAUUAGCUUAGCCAGUGCUGACCACAACCCUAUGAGAAUCCCCAUAUCACAGACGAGCAAACUGAGCUCAGAAAGUUGUGUGAUUAGUCCCAGUGACACAACUCCUGAGUGGAGGAUGGAACAUGGGCCCACACGUCUGGACCCGAGUCCUGGGCCUUCUGUGUAAUGUCAUAUUCCCUCACAUGAGCCAGUGAGAGAUCACUGACUCCUGCUGUGUCUAACCCAUCCCCAGUCCUUUUAGUAUGAGCUUUAAAAUAGCUCUCGAAUCUCCCCACUUCUGUUUUCACGUCUACCCUAGUGCAAGUGAGCCAGACAUUCUCCAUUUGCCCCUGCAGCCCACUUGCCAUCAACUCUGUGGCUCUGUGCGCCAGGGACUGAUCUCCAUAGACUGCAUCACCGAGUCUCCACACCUGCCAAUGGGCCCAGCCAAUGGGGAGCAUUGAGAGGAGAGAGGUUGGGAUAGUUAUUCACCACUUUCCCUGUUCCUUACCAAAUGGACUGCAGUUGGCAGAGGCUGUGUUCCUCUGGCCAAGGCCACAGCUCGUGCCGGGGGCACUUCUCCCGCAGCUGCAGCUCCCAAGGGGGUUCCAGAGAUGCCAUCCCCUUCUCUUACCCCUGCAGGCCUAAGAGGGACAAUGGCUUCCUCCUGUUGUAGUCCUGCAUUGUCAUCCCUGGUUGAUCCCCUUAUCCCUGCCCUUGUCUGUAAAUAGACCCUUUAUCCAACUCCCCUCCGUUCCCAAUUUCAGUGAGCCAUCUGCUUCCUUCAGGGACCCAGCUGAUGGCCGCGCUACCUUGAACUCUCACCUUGAUUCCUGCAAGUGCCUAAGCAACCUCCCUGAGUCCUCUGUCGCCGCCUCCCGACCCCACCCCAGCCACUUCUCCACCCUGCUACCAGAGCGUUUGGAAGCAAAACGUGAUCAUGUUCCCAGCCUGCUUAAAAGUCUUGGGUGGCUUUCCAGAACUCUUAGGAUAAAGGCCGAAAUCAUGUGUCUGACAUACCCUCAAGGCCCUGCCGGAGCCAGGCCUUGCCUGCUCUUCCUCCAUGCUCCAGCCACACCAGCCUCUUUCACUUCCGGAUUAUUGUAUGCUCCUUCCCUUUACUGUCUGUCCUGUCUCCCGCCCUCCCUUUUCCUGGCCAAGUUAAUUCCUCUUCUGUCUUCACAUCUCUGCUGAGGGCAGCCUUCCCUGACCCCAAGUCGGGGAAAUUGUCAUAGAGGCGUGCUCUCUCCUUCCAUUCAUUUGUGUGAACCACUGCUGAUCACCAAGUAACCCCAGUGAGAACUGAGACUGGGUCUGGUUUUACCCACCACUGUACGUCCUACCCAUUAGUCAGUGUAGCCAGAGCUGGCACUCAGUACAUGUUGGCCAAAUGGCAGCCCUGCAGGAAUUUGCUCUGGUGCUCCCACCUGACUCGCGGCCUGAGUUCCAGGGGGUCAGACACACAGAGGCACUACUUCUCCAGGUUCUCCAGCUCCCAGCCUCUCCAGACUGCCAGGCGCAGGGUAACAGCAGAGUCAGGCGUCGGCAGGCGGGACGGUGGCACUACCAACUCCCUCUGGUCUGUGCGGCGCAGCUGCCUCUCAACACAGUCGCUCCACUGAGCCCAGCAGUGCCCUGAGAGAGAGAGUUUCAGGUUGAAGGAAUGGUGCCACGGAAGAAUGUUUCUGGGGAAAUGACCCCCGCUUCACCCAGACUCUGAGCAAACCUGCAGGAUGUGUUGGCUUGUUUUGCAUCAGUGACUUGCACUGGUGAGGAGGCCAGCACAGAGCAGGAGAGGCGCCCAGAGGAUAUACAGCCCCGCCUGGGAGAAGGCACCUUCUUGUCCCUGGUGCAAGUGAUUGUCCACAGCUGUUUGUCUCUGUGUGGUACAUUGGGGACCUGGGAGGCUGUAUCUCUGUCUGGGACGCUGCAUGUCAUCUCGUGCUUUGUACCAACUCAGUAAGUCUCUGUGUCCUUUGCUCUUCAACUCUGUUGAUUAAUGUGUAUCCACUACCCCAACUACCCCUGAUGUGUAGUCAUUCACAGCAUAUGCCUGGGGUCAGGUCAUCAGCUCAAUCACCUAAAGCCUAUAUUUGUAUCCUCUAUUAAUUCAGAUAACAAGAACUAACAUGCUGAAGGAUGUCCUGAGCACUUACCAAUUAAUAUCAAAAGACUUCAAAUGUUACAUGACUUUUGACCCAGUUAUUCCAUUUCUGGGAACUUGUUUAUGAAAGUAACCACAGCCGCAAGUAAAGAUUGAACUGUAAGGAUGUUCAUUACAGCGUUGUUUAUAAGGGCAAAUAAUUUGAAACAACCUCAAAGCCCAAAAAGAGGGCACUGGUAAAUAAAUGAUCAUGUAGCAACUUGACAGUCUAUUAUGCAGUUAUUAUGAAAAUCAAGAUGGAGAAGAAGAUACCAAGACAUGAAAAUAUGUGGGAUACAUUGUUCAAUGAAAAAAAAGGGUAACAAAAGCAAUAUGUACAGUAUGAAUGGCAUUCAUUUUAUUUCUUGAAGAGUGUGUGGAUAGCUAGGAUAUAUCCGUAUAAAAAGCAGAACAACCAUUUCUUAAAAAUAAGUACCAGUGCUACCAUCUUGGUUUGUCAGAAAAGGCCUCAUCACUUCCUCCUUCUAAACUAUCUUCUCAGUGGCAUACCAAGAGCGUGGAGGUUAAAAGAGGGGUUCAGUCCAAGAGGGGAGGAGUAUUUUACCACUAAUGUUGUUUGUGGUGACAAUAAAAAGCAGGCUGGGUUUUAGGGUUUAACUGUUGUUCCUAAAUUCUCUACAGAUAGUGCCUCUCCUGGUUGCCUGCCUUCAGGGCCACCCGCAUCGUGGUUUGCCACUGCUUCCACCCACCUCCCAUUUCUAUGGAAUUCACAAUCUCUGGCACAUACAAGGCACACAAAAGGUCAAGCGUGAGUAAUCCUGGUGUGAAGGUUAAGAAAAAGAGCAGCAAAAGCUGACCGCUGUCCAUCACUCCAUGGUGAGAUAGGACGGUUCAGAGUUCUAAGGUCACCUACCACAUGCCCACUGGAAGCGAAAGUCCUUGUUACUAUCUGGCCAGCCCAGAGUCACUGUCGUGAAAGGAUCCAAGUACUGACCGGGUUCCACGCACAGCUCCACAUCCCCUCUAUCUCUCUGCAGAAAAAGCAGCUGGCUGGUGAGACGCCCUCCACAGCCGGCACCCCACCUUGCGCCCCAGAGCAGCCUGUGCCAGGGGUGGCCACAGUGUGAGGCAUGGAGUGGAGACAGACCUGUCUGAUCCCCCUAGCCUGCAGGGGAUGGAUCACUGGGCAGAUUUCAGGAUACCAAGGUGACCUCACUGAAUGCAUAGUGGGAGAGAUGGGCACAACCAGCUCUGGCAGGCUAGUAGGAGCUGGACUCAGCACGCCAUGGUGUGUUUCUGGAUCCAUUCAUUGGUGUCUUAAUGGCUGUGCAAACCUCGGCAGGUUAGUUACUCUUUCUGAGUCUUAGGUGCCUCAUCCGUAAAGAAGGCUGAAGGCAGCCCUUAUUUCUCAAAGCUCCAGGACUGAAUGCUGUGCUGUAUAUAUUAGUGCUUUGUCAUCUAUUCAUCUGUAAAGAAUAUGAGUGUGUCAAGUUAAAAAAAAUGGAAAAGGUACUCUCAGCUGAUAUGCUCUGAAGAUAUUGAAAUGUGAGUUUGAUUAAUAGCUAAUUAAAGUGUAGUGAUUAAGUUAAGCACUUAGGGUUGGUCAUUCCAUGUGAUUGACUAGGCCCUGGUGACUUGGAUGUUUUAAGAUCAGGGUAUUACUGAUCUUUAAAGAAUUCCCUGUCAGUGAAUUCUUAUUCUCACGAUGAUAAGUUUGAAGGUCUGUAAAAUCAUACAAAACAAAGCUAAAAUGCCAGACACAGAGAUCUUUCUUAACCGUAAGAAGGAAGAUGGUCCAAUAACCCUGAAUGAAGAAAUCCAGAGAAAUUGUUGCUACCCUGAUCCUGCCAUGAAUUAGCUGAGUGACUUUUGCAAAGUCAAUUAACCUCCCUGGACCUCAAAUUCCAUACGUGGAAACUCCGAGGAGGACUGUGGACGGACUGAAGCCUGCAGCCAUCUUGCUACUACUUGGGAAGAGGGAGUCAGACUGAAGCCAACAUAGAACAAAGAGAUGGAGAGAGGCAGAUUUCCGAAGACAUUGAGUGGCUGGAUCCUGCUGUGCCUAAACCCUGGACUUUUAUUUUCUGAGUUGAUAAAAUUUCCUUUGGCUUGAGCCAUUUUGAACUGCUUUUCUUUUUCUUGCUACUCAAAAGUCCGGGCAAACACAGUCAAGGCUGGAUGCUGUGAACCAUCUUUUUGUCUGGGACACACCGAAAAACUGGCUGGCAGAACCCUGGACACCAAGUCAGGAAGGGAAGAGGAGGGAGGUUUGGAAGGGGAGACACAAACUCCAAGUACCUUCAAGAGGAACUGCCACGUGGUCUGAGGGGUCCCCGGCAUCCUGGAUGCAAUAAUGGGGAGCCUGGCGCCCAUAGAAAGCAUCCUGGAUCUGGAUCACCUCCCCUGAGCCAUAGUGCAUGGUGGCAUUGAGGUUCUCGCAGGCCAGACUCUGGCCGACACCUGUGGCAAAGCUUUACAUCUUCAUCUCGAGGCUGCUUUAUGGACGCAGCACAUUCCAUGGAAAAAGUGGCCUUGGGGAAGGUAGCCUCCUCUUCCUGCAUCCUUCCCCAAAUUACAAGAUAAGGAAAUGGAGGCUCAAAGAGGUGCAGCUUCCCGCCACCUUGUGCACGAAGAGAUCCCAGGCCCUCGGAAAGCGGAGAGCGGAGAGCGGAGAGCAGAAAGCAAAGGGAGAAACGAGUGGCAUCAGAAGGGAAGGAGAUGUAAAGGAAGCUGAAGGAGAGCAGGACGGGAAGGCAAGGAGGGGCCAGGAGCAGUCGCCUUGAACACAGAGGAGCGUCUGUUCACUGUUAAUACCACUGUUGCUCAUCGCCCUGCACGAUGGAUAUAAUAUUUGGCAGAAAUAAGAAGGAACAACUGGAGCCUCUGAGGGCCAGAGUGACAGGCAGGAUUUCAGCAUGGCUGCAGGGGACCCUGCUCCGCAGUGGGCCUGGGAUGCACACAGUGGGCGAGACCAGAUACAACCACUGGUUCGAUGGCCUGGCCUUGCUCCACAGCUUCACAAUCAGAGACGGUAAGAUCUAUUACAGGAGCAAAUACCUGAGAAGUGAUACCUACAAUGCCAAUAUUGAAGCAAAUAGGAUUGUGGUGUCAGAAUUUGGAACAAUGGCCUAUCCGGACCCCUGCAAAAACAUAUUUUCCAAAGCUUUCUCCUACCUGUCCCACACCAUCCCUGAUUUCACAGACAACUGUCUGAUCAACAUCAUGAAGUGUGGAGAAGACUUCUGUGCAACCACGGAGACCAAUUACAUCAGGAAAAUCAAUCCCCAGACCCUGGAAACCCUGGAGAAGGUUGAUUAUCGUAAACAUGUGGCUGUAAAUCUGGCAACAUCACAUCCUCAUUAUGAUGACGCUGGAAAUGUUCUCAACAUUGGUACGUCCAUCGUGGACAAGGGGAAGACAAAAUAUGUGAUCUUUAAGAUCCCUGCCACAGUAUCAGGGGGCGGGAAGAAGGGGCUGAGUCCCCUGAAACACAUGGAGGUGUUCUGCUCCAUCGCCUCGCACUCGCUCCUCUCCCCGAGCUAUUACCACAGCUUCGGAGUCACCGAGAGCUACAUCGUUUUCCUCGAGCAGCCUUUCAAGAUGGAUAUCCUCAAGAUGGCAACCGCCUACCUCCGGGGCGCAAGCUGGGCCUCCUGCCUGGCUUUCCACAGGGAGGACAAGACUUACAUUCACAUCAUUGACCAAAGGACGAGGAAGUCCGUGCUGACCAAAUUUUACACGGACCCCAUGGUGGUGUUUCAUCACGUCAAUGCCUACGAAGAGGACAGUUGCCUUCUGUUCGACGUCAUUGCCUACGAGGACAGCAGCCUUUACCAGCUCUUCUACUUGGCCAACCUGAAGAAGAGCUUCGAGGAGAACUCCAGGCUCACCUCCGUCCCAGCCCUCAAGAGGUUUGCAGUGCCCCUCCACAUGGACAAGAACGCAGAGAUGGGCUCCAAUUUAAUCAAACUGUCAUCUACAACAGCAAGAGCCCUGAAGGAAGAAGAGGACCAAGUCUAUUGCCAGCCGGAGUUGCUUUAUGAAGGCUUAGAGCUGCCUCGGAUCAAUUACGCUCACAAUGGGAAGCGAUACCGUUAUGUCUUUGCUGCUGAAGUCCAGUGGAGCCCCAUCCCAACCAAGGUUAUAAAAUACGACAUUCUCACGAAGUCAUCCUUGAAGUGGGGAGAGGUGCACUGCUGGCCGGCGGAGCCAGUGUUCGUGCCCACACCGGGUGCCGAGGACGAGGAUCACGGGAUUAUCUUAUCAGCCAUUGCCUCUACCGAUCCCCAGAAGCUGCCUUUUCUGCUGGUUCUGGAUGCCAAGACUUUUACAGAAUUGGCUCGUGCCUCCGUUGAUGUAGAGAUGCACCUGGAUCUCCACGGGCUGUUCAUCCCAGGUGCCGACUGGGAUGCAGGGAAGCAGGCCCCUUCCCGGGAGGAGCGGGACAGGGCUGCUGAGCGCCGUGUGGCCCCAAGGACCUGACAGGGUGGGGGCCUGGGCCCUGGAGAACGGCUCCACCAGGCUCAAGGGUGGUCCCUCCCUGGGUGGGGGGCAGG
This is a messenger RNA of Delphinapterus leucas (beluga whale), 10438 nucleotides long. Lineage: Eukaryota; Metazoa; Chordata; Mammalia; Artiodactyla; Monodontidae. The record is from RefSeq and is a predicted model, not a curated record.